AUGCUUGGAAACCUCCUUAUAUCUUCUGAUAUGAUAAAGAAGUUAGUGCAUUGGACUAACAGUUUUAUAAAAUCGAUUCGAGAGCGUUUUUCAUGGGAAAGAGAGGCAAAAGAAACUAAUGAGGCUGAAAUUAAAGCAUUUAUUGGAUUGCUUUAUCUCAUUGGUUUGCAUAAAUCAUCACAUGUGUACAUACGAGAUCUUUGGGCAACAGACGGCACUGGAAUAGAAAUAUUCCGUACAACCAUGUCAUCAACACGUUUUAAUUUUUUAUUGAGAUGCAUCCGAUUUGAUGAUAUAGAAACUCGCCAGAGCAGAAAAGAAUUAGACAAAUUGGCCCUGAUACGUGAAUUGUUCGAAAAUUUUGUAGAAAACUGCCAAAAAUCGUACAACGUUAGAGAGUACAUAACCAUAGACGAGAAAUUAGAAUCUUUUAGAGUGCGAUGUCCAUUUCGCCAAUACAUGCCAAAGAAACCAUCGAAGUAUGGAAUAAAAGCUUUUGCGCUCGUCGAUUUUCGAGAGUGUUCUAUACUUGGAAAAUGGAAAUAUAUGCCGGUAAACAGCCGAAAGGUCCAUUUCAAGUAG
Messenger RNA from Stegodyphus dumicola, 582 nucleotides. RefSeq lists its product as uncharacterized. The record is from RefSeq and is a predicted model, not a curated record. Lineage: Eukaryota; Metazoa; Arthropoda; Arachnida; Araneae; Eresidae.